AGCUUAUCGCAGCUGCAGCGGUUUCCCGGAGAAGCCGAAUUUGGAGAGCGGCUGCUUCGAGGCCGGCGGGCGAGGUUGGCACCGAGCGGCGCUCGGAUUAAGCCUCGAAUUCUUCCACUGGCUCUCAGGAGCGAGUCCAGUCAGUCUGCCCACCAUCCAACCAGUCCUACCUGGCUCCCUCUCUCGGGGCUCCGAAGUGUGCAGGAAGGGAGGGCCCGAGGGAGGGGAGGUGGGCUGGGAGUCCCCGACUCCAUAUAAGGGCGAGGGCCGGGACGGCCAGGGGAGAGGAACGCGCGCCUGCGACGCCUGACUUUGGCCCGGCGCGCUCAGGCAGAGGCGGAGAAACCGACCGCUCCGUUUGAGCAGAGACGCGCCAGAACAUUUGGGAUUCAGUAACUCAGACGGCACCAUGAAAAGCUGGAUUCUUCUGUGUACCUUGCUGUUGAUGGGUGAGACUCUUCCUGCUCGGGUGCAUCGUACACGGAGGGAACUGGCACCUGGAUUGCAUGAACAGGGGAUACGGGAUGCAGAAGGCUCGUACUGUGGCCGGCAGGAUGCUUGUUGUCAUGGGAGGGAUGACGCCUGCACCAUCCCCUACUUUGAUACCCUUUGCUACUGUGACCUCUUCUGCAACCGAACCAUCUCUGACUGUUGCCCUGAUUUUUGGGAAUACUGUUUGGGCAUUGAACCACCAUAUCCAGUGCAGAAAGGCUGCAUUCACAAUGGUGUCAAGUUCCAUGCUGGAGCAACUUACCAUGAUAAUUGCAACCUCUGUACUUGCAAUGGGCAUGGUGAAUGGGAGUGUGAAAACCACAUCUGUCUUAUCAGUGGGGACAUGAUUGAUGCCAUCAACAGAGGGAAUUAUGGCUGGAGAGCUUCCAACUACAGCCAGUUCUGGGGGAUGACACUGGAGGAGGGCAUUCGGUAUCGUCUUGGCACCAUCAAGCCUCCUACAUCUGUCAUGAAUAUGAAUGAGCUUCAUAUCAACAUGGCCACCAAUGAAGUGCUCCCUUCCCAUUUCAAUGCUGCCGAUAAGUGGUCUGGGAUGAUCCAUGAGCCUCUCGAUCAAGGCAACUGUGCGGGAUCAUGGGCCUUUUCCACAGCAGCGGUGGCCUCUGACCGGAUCUCAAUCCACUCCAUGGGACAUAUGACACCUGCCUUGUCCCCCCAGAACCUGCUGUCUUGCAACACUCGCCACCAACAAGGGUGCAGUGGAGGCCGUGUGGAUGGAGCCUGGUGGUUCCUGCGCAGGAGAGGGGUGGUGACCGAUGAAUGUUACCCCUUUACCAGUCAAGAAAAGGAGAGCUCCCUUGCCAGUCCACCUUGCAUGAUGCACACCCGAUCCACUGGCAGGGGAAAGAGGCAAGCCACAGCACGUUGCCCCAACUCACAAACUGACUCCAAUGAGAUCUACCAAUCCACACCUGCAUAUCGUCUCUCCUCAAAUGAGAAAGAGAUCAUGAAGGAGUUAAUGGAAAAUGGACCUGUGCAAGCCAUCAUGGAAGUACACGAAGACUUCUUUGUGUAUCAAAGUGGGAUUUAUCAGCAUACUCCUGUAGCAGCUGGGAAGCCAGAACAGUACCGACGACAUGGUACCCAUUCUGUCAAAAUUACUGGAUGGGGAGAAGAACGGAAGCCGGAUGGGUCAAAAUGGAAAUAUUGGAUUGCAGCCAACUCCUGGGGCAAGGCGUGGGGUGAACACGGCUACUUCCGCAUUGCCAGAGGAAUCAAUGAGUGUGAGAUCGAAUCCUUUGUGGUGGGCGUCUGGGGCCGGGUUGGAAUGGAAGAUAUGCACCACAAGUAACGAAGAGAUUGGACCCUUCAACCUUGCAUUGUGAUAAUAGGAAGAAUUUCUUUCCUUCUGUUGGCCCUAUGUUUUCUUCUCCUCAAAACUUCUGGUAUCUAGAACAGUUACAGGACAUAACUACUAUGGGUUUGGCCUCCAAAGACAGCAGCCUUUGUCUCUGUUCUGGGGGAAGCCUAGAAUCAUCAUGUGGAUUUUGGACCUGGGAAGUCUUUGGAGGAUCCUUCCUCAGAUGGUGGGGAAGAAAAACCUGAGAACUUCUGAAAUGGCUACCAAAGUGCUACAGUUUCUUAAAAAGGACCAAGAGAAGAUAUCCAAUCUGACAUUUUGUUAUAUAUAACUCACAUACCCACAACCAAAGGGACCUGGAGAUAUCGGAAGCAAACCAGGAUUCCCUACCAAGGUUGGAAAGUUGCAGGUAAUUUGAAGAAACCUGCUGACUGGGACACCAGUCUUUUUUUAAAGACCUUCCUGUGAUCUACCUUACAGAAUCUUCUUGGAAGUGAUGACAUCUUUGACUUGACCUUCCCCAGAGGCAACCAUGAUAAAAUAAAGAGUUGUCAUCCUCUUGGGCCAAAUUUUCAAGCAUCUCAGGUAGUAACUCUACGGAUGAGUGGAUUUUUAGUCCUAGCAGGCAUGUCUGUAGCAAAUGGCCACUAACUCCAAAAAGGUGGAUGAACUAGAUGAAAGAAACCUUGCCUCAUUUUAUAUGUCUGCAAUGUGUCCUAAGAUUUUCAAGAAUAGCUAUAUAGGCUGAAAUCAACCCAUUUGGAUAGAAGCCAGACUGGGGGACGCUGGCUUAGCCUUGGUUCUCUGUCAACAUGGAACAAGUUCUUUCUUGCCAUCCUAUCUUAGAACAUAGAAUGACAGGGCUGGAAGAGACUUCAGAGUUCUUCUAAUUUAACCACUACUCAAGGCAGUAAUUUUUUUUAAAUUUGCAUUUAUAUCCCGCCCUUCUCCGAAGACUUAGGGCGGCUUACACUAUAUUAGCAAUAGUCUUCAUUCUAUUUGUAUAUUUAUAUGCAAAGUCAACUUAUUGCCCCCAACAAUCUGGCUCCUCAUUUUACCUACCUUAUAACGGAUGGAAGGCUGAGUCAACCUUGGGCCUGGUGGGACUAGAACCUGCAGUAAUUGCAGGCAGCUGCUGUUAAUAACAGACUGCAUUAACAGUCUGAGCCAUAGACUGUAAUCAAAGUAAUCAAAGUGAAGUAAGUAUCUGAUACCCCUUAGUCAACACCAGCCUUUCUCCAAUAGUCCUUCUCAGCUAUGUUGGGCUUCCGAGCCCCACAAUUUCUAACAUGGCCAUCUAUGGACAUCAAGGCACAAAUCUCUGGAGAGCACCAGGAUGAGGUCAAGCUGCCUUGUGUGUCCACCACAAUGGAAGGAGGACUUCCUGUGUUUCUUAAGCUUCCUUGUUCAGCCCACCACGAGGUAUUGCUGCUCCAAAGACAAUGCAAUUCCAUCACAGCUUCAGCAGCUGAGAGCUUUGCCAGUUGGCUUUCCAAGCCCAAGCUGAAAUCGGCCCCAGGCCAUCUGUUUUAGGUCCAUCUCAACUGGAAAAUAGGAGGAAAUUCUCCUCCUCCUGUCUCCUCUGCCUGGUUUCAACUCCCAUGGAUUUUUUUUUCCAUUUCCCUGCGGCAGAGCCGAACGCCCACUUUUGCUGAGUCCAACAACUUGGUGCAUCAUCCUGGCUCUGACCCAUAGUGAAAACUUUUAUCCUCCUGCCUGAAGCCACUCUCCGUUUACCCUGCUGCCUUUCCUCUUUUUCUUUUUCUUUUUCUUUCUUUUUCUUUUUCUCUUUUGGCUUUUGAUGCCCGUCUCUGCACCUUCCGUGCUGGCGUGAGAGUCUCUCACUGCUAAGCCUCCCUUGGCUUAGCGGCCCUUUGUUGAGAACUUAAGGCUGUUGAAAGGGGAGGCCUUCAGCCAGCUAGGCAGGUUGGUUUUGUCCCAUUCUGCAAGCUUUGCAAGCGCCAGUGUAAACACCGAACGGCUGCCAUUUGUGUGAAAGAAGCGGAAAAAAGCGCAUUAAAAGGUGCGUGUUCACGCAUGACCGAGGCAGGGAGCUUUGGAAGAAGUGCCUGUGCUAGCAGUCCUUCCAUGGAGCCGGAAAACUCUUUUAUGUGUGGAUGAAGGGAGAAAAUGGAGCUUCCUCUCCUAAUACCUGAUCAAAGCAGAGAUUAGGGGAAUCUCGGCCUAGCUGUCCUGGUUGGGGAGGUGGGAGGGAUGGGGACAAAUCAAGGUUAGCCUUCAGGCUGCAAUUAGAAGCUGGUCUAAUGGGCUGCUUAGCUGCAUACAUUUGAAAGAAGAGGAACUUCCCUUGAUGCUUUCAACUUGGUUACUGAAAACAUCCAUUUUAUGGAUUGGAACAAUUUGUGGAAAGCCCACAAGCUGGACUUGUACCAUAUGCUAAGCUUCCAAAGGACAAAAUCAGAUGAAAACCAAUGCAGCUGCUAGAUUUGUAACAGAUCUGCUAAGCAUAAUUGUGCAAACCAGGCUAGAAAGCUAGCUUUUCAGGCUGGGUUUGAAUCUGACCUGUUCUAGUAAGCUUUCUCAGUAAGGGGCGUUUUUAUGACUACUUAAAAAUAUAUAUCAUUAUUUGGUCUAAUUGGCCUUCAUUUGGCAGUCCAGGCCAAACAAAGAUGAAUUUCUUUCCGGUGAAUUGAAACAGGGCAGUAGACAUGCAACCACCAUCCACAGGCAGCUGUAAUUCCAUUUUAGGUAGGUUUUGCAGCCACUCAGUUUGGCAAGGACUAAACCCCUACAUGCUAGCUUAUCUGUCUAUUUUUAUCCAUUGCUUAGGGCCUGUGCUCUAGAAGUUAAGAUUCAGAUGUGUAUCCAAAGGGUAAGAUGUCCUUUCAGUUGAGCUCUGAUGUGACCCAGUAGUGGUAUUCACUUACUUUCGCUACUGGUUCUCAAAUGUGAGCGCGCGCCACCUCUGCGCAUGCACAGAGCCUUCUGUGCAUGCGCAGAGAGUCCGUGAUGAUAUCCGGCAAGUGGGUGGAGCUUCCCGCCACCACCGCUACCGGUUCGCCUGAACUGGGAAGAACCGGUAGAAUCCCACCACUGAUGUGACCCUUAAAAUAUACCUGGGCAGUUUCCUUGGCUACAUUAUGGAAGUAGUUGACAAUUGACUUUUUUCAGAUUCCUUUUCAACUUCCCAGUCUAGGUCUACAUCCCUGGGAUGUUUUAGAAGUCUCACAUCUCCCAGAACUAAUCUCACUUAACUUCUGAAACUUCCUGUUCCCUAAUCAAAGAUGAUACCUGAGUGAACAAGCAAAACUCCACCAUAAUUCCCCAGGUGGUAAAUGUCAUUUAAAUAUAUAUAUAUAUAUAUCUUAUCAGGUAAAAAUCUUUAUUCCUGGAAAAGAAAAAUACUGCUACCUUGACUAAGCAUGAAACAUCUGCAGUUCAAUUUCAGUAUUUAUUAUUUUGCUUUUGUUUAUUUGUUUCUUGUGAAUAAAGUCCAUUGAAGAUGCUGGCAGGAAUUGUGUGUGAUUAGUUUAUCAGCCCUGUCCUAGAUUCCCAGCUAAGUUUUAUCUAGGUCCCUUCCUGAAUUAAAUGUGAUGAUUAGGCAAAAAUUUUAAAGCUUGUAGAAUUAGUAGUUGAUGAGCUGCGAAAGUUAUUUGUAGAGAGGUUUUUUUUUUUUUUUCUCUAUGAAGAACUACUGAAUUUUCACAAAGGCAUUGAAGCCUGAAAAUGUGAUGGAUAUAGAUUAGCAUUAGGUAGCAGAAGUACAAAUAGUAAAAGAGAGAAAGGCAGAGAGAUAAUAAAGAUAGAAUAGAUAGAUAGAUAGAUAGAUAGAUAGAUAGAUAGAUAGAUAGAUAGAUAGAUAGAUAGAUAGAUAGAUAGAAAGAUAGAUAGAAAGAUAGAUAGAAAGAUAGGCGAGAGAAUGAGAGAGCAAGAAAGAUGACAGAUAAAUAAAAUACGGUAGAUGAUAGAGAAGAGAUGAUAAAAAGAGGGGGGAAGAGAGCCUGGCUUUUUAUAGAUCAUGGAUACAAUGAAAGAUAAAGCCCCUAUGAAGUGGGCUGUCUCCUGGUGAAAUACCUACAUGCUUUGCCCCGGCCUCCUUUUAGGAGCUUUUCAAUUUUUUGUACAGUUUGUAUAGUUCCUUGCUGGUCUCCCUGCUUGGGGCUCAUCUGCUUUGAUUUAGUGCUGCCACCUGCUGUAAAUAAAAAGUAUGAAGGGUGUGAAAGUGGGAGACUUAAAACAGAGCUUUGCUGUAGGAAAAUUGGCAUUUUGUUCAUAUUUUGCUUGUCCCCCAGGAGUGUGAUAAAUUUGUGAUGAGGGUACCAAGUUUCUAGCUUUCCCAUCACAUAAGGCUCCUUAUAGAAAACAGCAGCGGAAUGCAAAGAUACAUUUUCUUUGGCUGUGAAGGGAACGAAAGCCUGAAAAUCCAGAUGCGUCUGUUUUUAUCCAGAUUGAAAUUGUUUGGGUUGCCAAAACAAAACAAAACAAACAAACAGUACAAAUGAAAUAGUUGAAAAUACCACUGUUAUAUCUGCAUUAGAGCAGAUCCUGGUGUCUUAGGAGGACCUCCAAAUGAUGGGUUGCACAUUAAGCACCGUAAAAUAAAGCCAAAUUGGAAGGAUCACCACCAGUGAAGGCUCAGAAGCAGCUUCUUUGUCCCCUCUGCCCCUGUGUCCCCUGCUCAACUCCUCACUUAGGAAGGGGGGGGGACUUGCAUACUUAGCUCCCUUCCUCUCCGUCGGAAUGCUUUCAUGGGUAGAAAGGCCAAGCCUGGGAAGCUGGGCAGCCGCGAUAAGGUCUCCUGCCUUUGUCUCGCUUCCUGUUGUGCUGGGAUGUUGUCACCUUGGAAAUCCUCCUUUGCAGCCCUUAGUGCCAAAAAGAGGCAACCCGGAGCAUUGGCUGCAGGGGCAGUUUGUAUCUGUGGGUGUGUGCAAAUACACAUCGUGUGUGUGUGUGAACGUGCAUGUUUCUCUGUGUGUGCACGUAUGUCUACGUGUGUGCUGAUGUGCUCAGAGGCCCCUUCUUCCUCUCCAUUUUGUUUGUCUUUCAAGCUACGAGGAAGGAUCUGUUUUGUCCUUGAGCGUUCUUUUGUAUACUGACCACUUAAUCAGGGCACACAAAACCAACACAAAUAGGCAAGGAGUCAGUUUGUUUGUUCCAGUCUGUUUGUUCCAUCACUCUCAAUCACAAUCACACACAAACACACACAAACACAGGAAGUCCUCGACUUAGGAUCACAAGUGGGAGCAGAAUUUCAGUUGCUAAGCAAGUCUUCCCUGAUCCCUGGUUGUUAAGAGGAGGCUGCACUUGUUAAGUGGCCCUGGCUUUUCCUAUUGACUUUGCGGGUCAGAAACCGGCUGAGAAGGUGACAAAUGGAGAUGACGUGAUGUUACAACUGCCUCUGCCACACCUGCCAGGACCAAGUGCCUAAAUUUUGGCCAUGUGACUGUGGGAAUGCUGUGACAGUUAUGUGAGGACUGGUCGUAAGUCAGAGUUUCCCUUGCCAUUGCAACUUUCAGUGGCCACUAAACAAACGCUUGUCAGUCAAAUACUAUCGCUAUAAUAUUGUAUGUAAUGCAACAUUACAUUAUCAUAAUAUACAUAAUAUGUCGUAAUAUCAUAUAGUAAACUUUAUAUAUAAUGUAUAAUGCUAUAUAGAUGUUUUAAAUAAAUAAAUAAAAUCUCCUCAAAAAUGAAGAAGCACUGAAACUUUCAGAAGAUUCAGUUUCUUUUGCAGGUAGUCCUCAGCUUAUGGCCACAAUUGAGCCCAGAAUUUCUGUUGUUAAGUGGGACAUUUGUUAAGUGAAAUUUGCCCCGUUUUAGGACUUUUCUUGCCACCGUUGUUAAGUGAAUCACUGCAGUUGUUACAUUAGUAACACGCUUCUUAAGUGAAUCUGGCUUCCCUGCUGACUUUGUCAGGAAGUCCCAAACCCCCAGGACACUGCAACUGUCAUAAAUAUGGGUCAGGUGCCAGGCCUCUGAAUUUUGAUCGCGUGACCAUAGGGAAUGCCGCAACGGUCGGAAAUGUGGAAAAACGAUCAUAAGUCACAUUUUUUCAGUGAUGUUGUAACUUUGAAUGGUCACUAAACAAACUGUCGUAACUUGAGGACUACCUGUACACCUGUCUAUAGGCAAUUUAGUUUACUCCAGGCAAACUCUGUCAAAGAUCUUUUGAAAGUAAAACCAUUCAACACUAAUAGGGUUGCCUCUAUUCUGGUGCCCGUUGACUGCGAGGCAGGCUCAAUCCUUGCAACAUUCAUGGCGGUGGUUGUCCAUCAGAACAGAUUCUUCCUCUGUACAAGUUAUUUUUGUAAGUGUAUUGUUUCUUCUAAUGUUCCUGGAAUUGAUGUUAAAAUGACUGGCCUGUAAUUUCCUGGAUCUCUCCUUGUCUCCCUUUUUUUU
This is a messenger RNA of Ahaetulla prasina, 8173 nucleotides long. RefSeq names its product tubulointerstitial nephritis antigen like 1 (gene TINAGL1). Gene Ontology annotation, cellular component: lysosome. The record is from RefSeq and is a predicted model, not a curated record. Lineage: Eukaryota; Metazoa; Chordata; Lepidosauria; Squamata; Colubridae. The transcript is spliced from 12 exons. Bases 410 to 1804 code for a protein of 464 amino acids. Gene Ontology annotation, molecular function: peptidase inhibitor activity; cysteine-type peptidase activity. Gene Ontology annotation, biological process: proteolysis.